AUGUGCUCGGGAGGCUUUGCCAAAUGUCUGGGAAUCAGUCUGAUGCCUCUGUCCAUUAUAUGUGUUCUGUGCAACAUCCUGCUCUUCUUCCCCGGAGGAAAGUCUGUGGAGAGCGAACACAUCACACAGCAGGUCUGGUACUUUGGAGGCAUUUUAGGAUCGGGAGUGCUGAUGAUCUUCCCAGCUCUGGUCUUCCUGGGUCUGAAGAACAAUGACUGCUGUGGUUGCUGUGGCAACGAAAGCUGCGGACGGAGAUUUGCAAUGCUCAGUUCUAUACUGUUUGCAGCCGUUGGUGUUGUCGGUGCUGGUUACUCGGUUAUUGUUUCGGCUGUGGCCAUCAACCAAGGACCUCGGUGUGUGGUUGACAAGACAAAAAACCUGUGGGAGUAUCCCUUCUCAAACGGAGACUACCUGUCCAACAAAACUGCCUGGGAUAUAUGCGAAGAGCCACCUAAUGUGGUGUCCUGGCAUCUGUCUCUGUUCUCCGUGCUGCUGGUCAUGGGUUUGAUCCAGAUGGCGCUGUGUGCGGUGCAGGUGGUGAACGGCCUGCUGGGAGCUCUGUGUGGCGACUGCUGUGGCUGCUGUGGAGGGAGUGACGGAGCUGUCUGAGCACCUCCU
This is a messenger RNA of Stegastes partitus (bicolor damselfish), 618 nucleotides long. RefSeq names its product transmembrane 4 L six family member 4 (gene tm4sf4). Gene Ontology annotation, cellular component: membrane. Lineage: Eukaryota; Metazoa; Chordata; Actinopteri; Pomacentridae. The transcript has 5 exons. The record is from RefSeq and is a predicted model, not a curated record. The coding region runs from base 1 to 609 and encodes 202 amino acids.